Sphaeramia orbicularis (orbiculate cardinalfish) is the source of this 1626-nucleotide messenger RNA. It is a transcript of the gene camlg, whose product is annotated as calcium modulating ligand. The transcript is spliced from 4 exons. Gene Ontology annotation, biological process: tail-anchored membrane protein insertion into ER membrane. The record is from RefSeq and is a predicted model, not a curated record. Gene Ontology annotation, cellular component: GET complex. NCBI's taxonomy places the organism in Eukaryota, Metazoa, Chordata, Actinopteri, Kurtiformes, Apogonidae. Bases 295 to 1173 code for a protein of 292 amino acids.
AUACGCCGUCGUAUAAAUGAAAUUUUAAAACAUAAAACACAUUUUUUUCUGGGUGUGUCACACUGGAUCAAGGCAGUUGUUUGUUUCCUGUAAGUCAACGCCGAGGGCAUGAAAACCAGUCAAAUUUACUUCGUCAUUUUCGGUGGUGAAUGAUGUCAUCAGUGUGCGCCCUCUAUCCAUUCUGUAGCGUUAAUUCAGUGUUUUGAGCCUUUUGUGUGGUCUGUUUAUAAGGGCUGAAUAUUAGUCCUCGUGUACUGUGAAUUAACUGUGUAUUUAACGCUCCUUCGUCCCGACAUGGAGUCUGGAGAUGUCGCGGAGGAGAAGGUUGGUUCCCUGUCCGCGGCUCAGCGGAGAGCCGAGAUACGAAGAAGAAAACUGCUACUAAAUUCAGAAGACAGGAUGAACCGGAUCGUCGGCUUCACCAAAAACGAGUCAGAAAACAACGAUGUCUUUACAGGAGCGUCCCGACGACCCACAGAGCCUCGCUUUCAUCUCGAUCUUGACCGGUCGGACACAUGGUCAUCAUCUUCAGCAUCUCCGAGACCAUCUCCAUUCUUGCCGGAGGCUUCAGGCCUCGGCAGCCACUCCCAUAAUGCCACCCCUGAGAGGAGAGGCUCGCCUUUACCAGACAGCGGCGGUCCAUUGGGAGGUUUGGAGGAUGAUAUUGGAGGCAACAGGCAGAGACCCAGGGGGGAGCGAGUGUCAGAUGACCUCAGUGGGUCCCCUCGCAGAGGUCUCCAGAAGUACCUUUCUCGCUUUGAUGAUGCCAUGAAGCUGCGUGGACAGCUGGCCAAUGAGAAGCCAGCUCAAGACGCAGGGUCGGACACUGAGGAGUUUGACCCGUUCAGGAUCUUCAGGCUCAUUGGCAGCGUCCUCCUCGCUGUUUUUGUUAGAGUUUUUGUCUGCAAAUAUCUGUCAAUAUUUGCUCCAUUUCUGACCCUUGAACUGGCCUACAUGGGGUUGUCCAAAUACUUUCCAAAGGUAGAGAAGAAGACCAAGACCACUGUGCUGACCGCUGCCCUUUUACUGUCCGGCAUCCCCGCUGAGGUCAUCAACCGCUCCAUGGACACCUACAGGAGGAUGGGCGAUGUCUUUGCUGACCUUUGCGUCUACUUCUUCACCUUCAUCCUGUCACAUGAGAUCCUGCUAAUCUUUGGCUCAGAGACUCCCUGAUGUUAGCGGGUGGAUGUCAGAAACCCCACUUCGCUCCAUCUCUUCCCCAUUCUACUCUUCCACCUCCUCCCCUGAUCUUCCCUUCUCUGUCUCCCAUCAAAGCAAGGCAUGACCAUUUACUGAAGUCGGUUGACAGCAUGCAGUCGGGACACAAAAAUACACCCCUGCUGGUUUGUUAAUAACUCGCUUCAGCUGAACUCAUGGCCUCAGUGAUUCAGGAUUCAAGAAAUGUGACUAGACAGUCUUUUGUUUCAUAUAGAUCCCUGUUUUUUUUCUUUUUCUUGAUGAAAGCAGAGAAACGGAACAAACAGUUUGACUGUAUGGAGAAUGGAAGGUGUACAACAUGGUUACAUCACAUUUACAUCCACAGGGUCAGUGCAUUUCACUACAAGGUACAGAGACAGUUGAAGUUAGGAGUGAUAAACACUGCCAUACAUUUGGGACUAGGUGUUG